AUGUUCUUUCAAUUUUUUACGCAUUCUUCAGAACACUUUAGAAGAGACUGGCACGGUUUAGCGUUUUCGAAUCCAUUCACUUACGGCUACAGCGAGUUUUGCACUCUCUUUGACCUAUCUCUGCUGAAUUUUCCUAAUUUUGCUCAUCAUGAUGGCGCUCGCUUCGGACUCCAACGUUUUUCCCAGUCCCUUGAACUUCAGCAGUGCAUUACGUUGGAUGCCUUGAAAUUCUCUCAUGUGGCUUUGCAUAUAGUAUUUGCGACUGUCCUACUGCGUACAGAACACGGGAAGCCGGUAGACCACGCCUCUGGAGAGAUAGGAAAAGUGAUUCUGAAUCUUGACAGGCUCCUUCACAGUCUCUUGCAAAUUCAUGUGGAUGGCAAGGUUCGGUCCGAUUUGGAUUUGAAUGUCAGUACAACUGAUAUAUUAAAGACGACAGACGCUCUUUUUAACCCACUGAUUCUACUGGAAAUUGAAAGAGUCACUACUGUCAAGAUGGAAGAAAAGCCUGCACUAGAGGAGGAAAUUGACGGUUGGAAUUUCGUCCCCUCCUUGCAGUCCGCCUGGACAACCAGCCUUUUGUCACAUUUGCUUUCCUAUAAGUCUCUGCUGGAAGAGCAGGAGGGCACUGAUUUCUCUUUCCUCACAUUGCGCCAUAUUUCACACAGCCUCUUGGAGCUUCUCAUGCUUGGGAAGCAUACCCUAGCUGUCUGCCUGCAUACCUGUUUACUCGUUAUCGCUGAGAGGCCAGACUGGCAGGCUCGCCUUCUGAAAGAAAUUACGACGCAUGUCGUGGAGUGCCCGCAUGCAGAAGGCUCAACGGAAACACAUCUCGCAGACGAGUGCUUCGAGAUAGAGGCUGACUGCCUCCCCUGGGCUAAAGCGUUGUGCUUGGAGACCCUGCGAUUCACAGUAGCCGGUUGGCCAUUUGAUGCACUGUUUGAGGCCACGCGGGACGGUCAAGUCUGUGGCUAUAACUACAAUGCCGGUGACCUCCUAUUGCUCAAUGAACCGCGAGUCUUCCACGACCCCGGUGUUUGGUUUGGUGCCGCGGAGAGGCCGGCUGCUGAGGUUUACGACUCAAUAAGCAGUAUUUGUCACCCGCCACGUGCCUUCAUCUAUCGAUUGCUUUUGGCCGCACUGAUUGAAUUCUUUGGGAUGGGCUGGAAGGUUGAGGUGGGUGGCAAACUCUCCCGCCCCGAAAACCCAAAGGAUCCUUCUUGCCGGUUCCACGCCCUCGGGUGCGAAUUACCCCCCUUGACAUUAUUACGUCCAAGCUUGUAG
Molecule: messenger RNA, 1284 nt
Organism: Dibothriocephalus latus
Lineage: Eukaryota; Metazoa; Platyhelminthes; Cestoda; Diphyllobothriidea; Diphyllobothriidae
Source: the annotation of a GenBank genome assembly